CAUAAAGCUCCAUUUACCAUUGGAGUUGGUACACCUUUAAACUUUUAUCAAAUCGUAUAAUCUCUUUUGCAUACUCUCUAUGCUUCAAUCAGUAGCCAUGAAGAUGAUCUAUUGGUUCUUUCUUCCCUUGAUUCUCUUUCCUCUCUUGGCCUCAUGUUUAGAGAAACAGGUGUAUAUAGUUCACUUCGGGGAACACAGUGGGGAGAAAGGAUUGCAUGAGAUUGAAGAAACUCAUCAAUCAUAUUUGUAUUCUGUGAAAGAAACGAAAGAAGAUGCUCAAUCUUCCCUUCUUUACAGCUACAAGCACAGCAUCAAUGGCUUUGCUGCAGUGCUCACCCCAGAUGAAGCCUCCAAGCUCUCUGAAAUGGAAGAAGUUGUAUCAGUGUUUCCUGCACGCUCAAGAAACUACUCCCUGCAGACCACUAGGUCAUGGGAAUUUGUAGGGUUAAAUGAGGAAGAGGGCCUAUCAUCAGGGCAUGAAUCCAAUAUGGGAAGAGAAGACUUGUUGGCUAAAGCUAGCUACGGCAAAGAUGUCAUUAUUGGAGUAUUGGAUAGCGGGGUGUGGCCAGAAUCACCGAGCUUCAGUGACGAAGGAAUGGAACCCCUCCCAGAGUCGAAAUCAUGGAAAGGAAUCUGCCAAGAGGGAGUCGCUUUUAACUCAUCCCACUGCAACAGAAAUGGCACUGAUGAGCCCCAAGACUGUGCUUGUCUAUUUCACAGGAAACAAAGGAAGAUAAUUGGAGCCAGAUACUAUGUGAAGGGUUUUGAGCACGAGAAAGGUCCAGUAAAUGCGACGGAAGACUACCUCUCACCACGAGACAUGGACGGCCACGGGAGCCACACGGCGUCCACCGCGGCUGGCCGACAAGUCCCCGACGUUGCUGCCCUUGGUGGGCUGGCAAGAGGCACAGCGUCCGGAGGGGCUCCUUUUGCCCGGCUCGCCAUAUACAAGGUCUGCUGGGCGAUACCUAACCAAUCAAAAGCCGAUGGCAACGUAUGUAUGUUUGAAGAUAUACUUGCAGGCAUUGAUGACGCCAUAGCUGAUGGUGUUGAUAUAAUUAGCAUCUCCAUUGGAACCAGUGAUCCUGUGCCUUACGAAAAGGAUUACCUUGCAGUCGGUGCAUUGCAUGCGGCGAAGCGCAACAUCCUUGUGGUUUGUAGUGCUGGGAACAACGGUCCUGCCCCUGGAACAUUGUCUAACCCGGCGCCUUGGUUGAUGACUGUUGGUGCUAGCAGCUUGGACCGGGCAUUUUUGGCACCUGUCAUGCUAGGGAAUGGUCGGGAAAUUAUGGGACAAACUGUUGCACCAGACAAGUUGGAAAAUGAGAUGUACCCAUUAGUUUAUGCAGGAGACGCAGUGUUCCCUGAUGUGCCUCAAAACUCUACAGGGCAAUGCCUCCCAGGCUCCCUUAACCCUGAUAUGGUCAAAGGGAAGAUUGUGGUGUGCAUGCGAGGUGCUGGAAGGAGAUUAGAUAAAGGCUUUGAAGUGAAAAGAGCUGGUGGUGUCGGUCUCAUCUUAGGCAACGCAGAGGCCAAUGGAAAUAGACUAUCAUGUGACCCCCAUUUUCUUCCUGCAUCUGCCGUGAGUUACAAGGAUGCGACUAAGAUUCUUGAAUACAUUAGGUCUACAGAGAAUCCGAUGGCAACCAUCAGUCCAGCCCAGACAGUAAUGCAUUAUAAACCUGCACCCUUCAUGGCUGGAUUCACCAGUCAGGGUCCAAAUGUGAUUGAUCUCAAUAUUCUCAAGCCUGAUAUCACGGCUCCAGGAAUUCAGAUUUUGGCAGCAUGGAGUGAAGCAUCAUCUCCCACAAAGUUGGAAUAUGAUCACAGAAUAGUGAAAUACAACUUUGAUUCAGGAACUUCCAUGGCUUGCCCCCAUGUUUCUGGUGCAGCUGCACUUCUCAGAGCCAUACACCCCGAUUGGAGCGUUGCUGCUAUAAGAUCUGCUCUAAUGACCACAGCCCGGAUAACAAACAACUUAGAUCAGCUAAUUACAGAUGAAGUUGGCAAUACUGCAACUCCCUUCCAAUAUGGAGCCGGCCAUUUCCAGCCUAUUAAGGCAGCAGAUCCUGGUCUCAUAUACGAUGCCUCGUAUGAUGAUUACCUUCUCUAUCUCUGCAGCCUUGGCCUAAACAAGUUGUACUCUACAUUUAAGUGCCCUGAAGAUCCACCUUCACCAGUCAACCUCAAUUAUCCAUCGUUUGCAAUUCCCAACCUUAGUAGCACUGUCACUAUUACGAGGACAGUCACAAAUGUUGGUUCCAGCAACAGUAAAUACUACUUUGCAGCCAAACCGCCACCAGGAGUCCAUGUGAAGGCCUCACCAAGUAUUUUGUUCUUCGACCAUAUUGGCCAGAAGCAGAGCUUCAACAUAACAGUAUCCCCCAAAGAUUCUGAUCCCAUAGCGAAGAGGUCUGCGUAUGGGUUUGGUUUUUACACUUGGACUGAUGGAUUCUAUCGUGUAAGAAGUCCCAUGGCAGUGUAUUUACCAUAAUUAUAGGUUCUUCGUUUUUAUGGGGCAAAGAAUUGGUAGAAAACUGUGCUCAAGGAAACUACUAGUAUAGGAUUUGUUUUAAUAAUUGUAUAAAGUAACUCUAUUCUUUCACUAAAUUUUCCCCACAUUCAUAUGACUAUAACCAAGACUUGCUCCAUUUUCUCA
Theobroma umbraticum is the source of this 2659-nucleotide messenger RNA. Its product is annotated as subtilase family protein. NCBI's taxonomy places the organism in Eukaryota, Viridiplantae, Streptophyta, Magnoliopsida, Malvales, Malvaceae. The record is from RefSeq and is a predicted model, not a curated record. Gene Ontology annotation, biological process: proteolysis. Gene Ontology annotation, molecular function: serine-type endopeptidase activity.